This is a messenger RNA of Oncorhynchus keta (chum salmon), 8959 nucleotides long. Its product is annotated as cholesterol 25-hydroxylase-like protein. The transcript has 2 exons. NCBI's taxonomy places the organism in Eukaryota, Metazoa, Chordata, Actinopteri, Salmoniformes, Salmonidae. Gene Ontology annotation, molecular function: iron ion binding; C-4 methylsterol oxidase activity; steroid hydroxylase activity. Gene Ontology annotation, biological process: sterol biosynthetic process; cholesterol metabolic process. Bases 170 to 1093 code for a protein of 307 amino acids. The record is from RefSeq and is a predicted model, not a curated record.
GGUGUGUUCCCAACCAUGAAGGAGGAGAAAAUAAGUAUUUGCAUCACUAAAUUCAUAGCCUACUUUCAGUUGGAUUGAAAUUGCUGGAGAGGACUGCCGAUAUUUCAAAUAGCCAACACUUGGUUAGAUGCUGAGAACACUUCCCGUUGAAAAUUUGAUUUGAUUAAAUAUGAAGCCUAUGUCUGACAUGAAUUGUUCUUUUGAUCAACAUGGGGACCCAAAUGGAGAUAGAUUACUGCUCCAGGCGCUGUGGGAUGAUCUGCGAGCUCGACGGGAGUUCCUCACGUCACCUUAUCUGCCCGCGUGCUUUGCGUUCUUCAUCCACAUCCUCCUCUGCUCACCUUUCCUAGUGUUUGAAGCGCUGGGAUGUUUCUGGCCACGGAUACAUUUCUACAGGAUCUCUAGGAACGCUGAACCGUUGGGGUUGUGUUUGCAGCGAUGGGUUGACUGCUUUUGGAGGAUUGUUAUCAAAUACCUGACAACUAUUCUCCCGGCCAGCGCGCUUUACCAAAGCGUUCGGAAUCCAAUAUUUCCAGAACUCGCGCCAUCCUGGAGAGUGCUCAUAGCGGAGGUUAUCGCAUGCCUACUUCUAUUCGAUGCGCUGUUCUUCAUAUGGCAUUAUUCCAUGCAUCGGGUUCCUUGGCUGUAUCGGAUGGUCCACCAGGCUCACCACCAGAAUCGGAUUACCUUUGCCCUGACUGCACAGGAUGCCAGCCCGGCUGAGCUCCUCUCCCUGCAGGUGCUGGCCCUGACCAGUGCCUGGGUGGUGGGCUGCCACCCUUUGAGCGAGGCCCUGUUCCACCUGCUCAACACCUGGCUGGCCGUAGAGGACCACUGUGGUUAUGACCUGCCCUGGGCCCUCCAUAGACUGCUGCCCUGCUUCGGAGGGGCCCCCUUCCACCAGGCACACCACCACGUCUACAGGGGGAACUACGCCCCCUACUUCAGGCACUGGGACUGGCUUUGUGGGACCUACCUGAGGGUAAGGGAGGAGGCUGGGAGGAAACAUGGAGGGAGGACAAUGAGGAGGAGGAGGAGGAGGAAAAGCCUGGGGUCUGACUGUGUAUUUAUGUGCACGUACAACAAAGCUUAAAUCACAUCAGGAGACCACUUUUGAGGUGUGAGGAAGAAAAUACAACUUUAUAUUUUGCAGGUUUUAGUUCCCCAUUUAAUUUCAAUUGAGCACAUCAAGAGACUGGUUUUUGGCUGGCAGUGUUUCUGUACUGCAUGUGCAAUAGCAGAGUUUGGUCAUCAAAAUACCACCCGAUUUGAUACAAUUCAUUUUACCAGGUAAGCCUACUUUGCAGUUAACAUUUCAUUUGGAAAGUUUACUGGAAGGCCUUUAGAAACGACUGUUUCUGCAAUGUUAACUGACUUUCCUAGUUAAAGUUUACAUGUAAAAAAAUAUAUAUCAAAAUAAUUUACUGGCUGCACAAAGUGGUAGACACAGGCAUUCCCGUGACAUUGCAUCUUCAGAAAGUUGCAAUAAAUACAAAUCACAGAUGCAUUAUUUAAUAUUCUUUACACGUCGGCUUUGGAUUGAACCAAUCUGUGCUUGCUUUUCCCUCUAUGGCACUUCUUCUAAUUUGUAAAAAAAAAAAUUGAAAUGUAACAUUUAUUUAAAUAGGCAAGUCUGUUAAGAACAAAUUCUUAUUUACAAUGACGGCCAAACCCGGACGACGCUGGGCCAAUCGUGUGCCUCCCUAUGGGACUCCCAAUCCUGGCCAGUUGUGAUACAGCCUGGAUACAACUUGGUAACAGCCACACAGUGAAGCCUCAACUAGCUCUCACUGUCUCACGUCAGAAUUAGACAUUCGUCCAGGUUUCUCAAACAUAACUUUUCGAAGUUGUUGCAAAUUUGAAAGUGUUUAAGGUUAAGUGUAUGCAUUAACUCCGAAAAAUCUUAAGGUUAGGCAUUUAACUCUGAGUGGUUAAGGUUUGGGAUAGGCUUAAAACAAAAAUCUCAAACAACUUUCUGUUGCUGGAUUGGAAAUUGCAUCCUUCAGAAUCAGAGGCUUGUCGUGGAAAUAAGUCACUCUGGGUUCAUUCUGUUGUUAUCUGCACGUGGGUGAUGUCUUCACCCCUCCCUUGAUUAUUUACAGCUUAUCAACUUCAAAAUAAUGGACGGGUUCUGGCACGUGUCACUUCACACUGAUACCAUGUGCAGGAAACAGUAGCUUACCACUGUGUAGGCUAGGCUACACUGUGUAGGCUACUCAGCGUUAGCUAGCUAGUUAGCCAAACAAAGCUCACUGUUAAUCUUGUUCAACAGACCUUGUAUAAAAGAGGAUGUUGGCGCAUUUGCCAAGUUAUUUGAUAUCAGUGAUUUUGCCAUGAAGGGCCUCCAAUCCCCCUCUAUAUCAGUCACUGAUUGCAUUGAUCUAAUCAAGGGCCUUCAGUACAUUCAGAGACAAUGAUCAGCACUACAACACUGAUACUUUUAGAAAUCAUGAAACACGUUUCUCUACUUCGACUCGCACUCUCCCUCCCUCUGCUGAGACAUGACCAUCAGUCCAGUGAAAUAAAGAAGUUAUUUCAACUUAUGCUCUGAUGCGCUUCGCAAGUUGUAGGCUACAAAAACUGACCUAUUACCAUCAUAUAGCCUCGCAUGAGACUCCAGUUUUGAAAUAUACAGGACUCUAAUUGGACCUCUCUUAUUAUAUAUUAAAUUAGGCACAUUAAUGAAACAAUACUUAUUUCCAGUCAAUGGCCUAUCAUUUUUAGGAAUGUAGUUUAAUUGGAAAUCGAACUUAGCUCUGUGCUUCUCCACCAUGCACUAUCGUUAGGCCCUAUAGGCUAUUGAACCAUUUCAUUGAUAUCACACAUUGUAGGAACACUUGAUCUCCUGCACCCAGCAGAGAAUUGCUCUAGGCUUGUAUUUUUACUCAAAGUGAUCUCGGCUAAGAAAAGGUUGGUGACCACUGUUCUUGUCUAUAUUGGCUAUGGCUGCCUAUUGUGAUUAUUACAGUUAUAUCUGGGCAUUAUGUUCUAGUCUCGUAGUCUAUUAAUUAAGCUUUAGGCCUCUGGUUUAUUAUGUGUAGGUCUAUGUGAGUUGCAUGUUAAAUGCAAGAGUCGUGCAUUUACGUAGGCCUACAAAACGAAUUGGUCAUUUAAAAUCACAUGGUUAACUGAAUUGCAUCGUUAAAUAAAGGUGAAAAUGUUGUGAAGCCACAUUGGUCAUUCAAAAUCACAUGGUUAAAUGGUUUGUUGUGUGUGAUUGAUUACAGUAGGGUAUAAGGUAGGCUAUGCUUUAAUGAUAAUUUAAUGAUUUGAGUGCCUAAAUUUAGUCCCAUUGUCACGCUCGUUAUAAUGAUGAUAGUCAGACUAAGGUGCAGCGUGAGUAUAGUUCCACAUCUUUUAAUGAAUAAGUGAAACUGAAAACAAAAUAACAAAAUUUACAAAGACCCGUGACUACGUAGUGCUCAAACACACUAUACAUAAACAAUAUCCCAUAACCCACAGGUGGAAAACAUUCUACUUAAGUAUGAUCCCCAAUUAGAGACAACGAUAACCAGCUGCCUCUAAUUGGGAAUCAUACAAAUCACCAACAUAGAAAAUCCAACCUCGAACCCCACAUAGAAGAAAAAAAAAACCUAGUCACGUCCUGACCUACUCUACCAUAGAAAAUACAGGUUUUCUAUGGUCAGGAUGUGACACCCAUCUAAAUUUUUGAUGGCCCUGCCAUCAACGGAUUUCUGCCUACACCACGUGUGUGUGUGUGUGUGUGUGUGUGCGUGUGGACAUAACAAUGGUAUCCAUGAGUUCAUCUGACUCUGGGGAAGUAGAUAAAGGGCUUUGCCAAAAUUGCAAAGUAUCCCUUUUAGCUUAGGGGUUAGGUUAAGGUUCAGUUUAGGAGUGAAGGUUAGAGUAACGGUUAGGUUUAGGAAAAACUGUUUUUGAUUGGAAAUACAUUUUAUAAAGUGUUUGUUUUGUAAAUUCCAGGUGCUUAUGGGUUGAUUCUUAUGGGACUUAGGUAUGGCAGAGAUCUCAAUAUGUGAUAAUAUGGCUAAAUUGGCAUGUUUGUAAUAGACUGUUAAUAGCCUGUUAUAAUUACUCUACUCUUAUAGUCAGGCUAUUUGUUCUACUGUCACUAAUAGCCCAGCUAGCGCAUAUCGUUCUGAUAACCAUACGUUUCUUAGAGCUUCGUAGGAGCGUUUUUUUUCCCUCUGAUUAUUUUCAGGUGUGAAAGUAAGGCGCUAUGGUCCGGUGCAAAAUAUAUAGUGUGGGUUUCACUGUACAUGAGCCUAUCAAAAUAAUUAAAACAAAAUGUCAAGAGAACUGUAGGCAAUUACACCACCUUUUAUCAUUACUGCAUGAAAUAUGAGCAAAUGGACUUGAAAACUGCUGUUGUUGUAGAAACAACUGCUCUUGUAGUCGAGAACUGUUAAGCAUUCACCCAGGGUUUAUUCAAUAGUGACCUUUUCUGGAUGCAGCCAGCAUUGGACUCUUAGACAUAAAUACAUUUUAGCAUAUAUAGGCAAGGAACAUCUGGUUCAGUUCAGCACACUCCUCUCUACUGAGGUUUCUUGGCAAGCUUAUGUAACGGAUGUGAAACGGCUAGCUUAGUGAGGGUGGUGCGCGCUAAAUAGCGUUUCAAUCGGUGACGUCACUUGCUCUGCAAGAGCCACGGAUUUUGUGGAGCGAUGGGUAACAAUGCUUCGAGGGUGACUGUUGACGUGUGCAGAGCGUCCCUGGUUCGCGCCCAGGUCGGGGUGAGGGGACGGACGUAAAGUCUAUACUGUUACACUUAUCUAUUACAUAGUGGCAUCCAAGUGAUACAACCCCACCCCAUCUCUUCAAUGUAUAACAUGUGGGAUUGCCGUUCCCCUUCUCCAAUCGUUAUAACACAAAGUACAGUUGUCUAAGAAAAUUGUCAUCGGUAUCUUCAUUCACAUUGGUAUAGCCUAUACUCCAAAAUGUGAUGUGGUUAGAAGAGAACACUGACAUUUUGCCAAGGCAAAGGUGAGUUGGCGCCACUAAGACGCACACGGACAGCAGUUGACGCAUAAAUUCUGGCUUAAUGCAGGAAUGCAAACUAGUCACCUUUAGGUGAAAUUCGCCGUUUUGAAUCCAAAAUAGGUGACCCAAUCGCGUUUGGAGCUGUAUCCAAGGCUUAUCCAAUCAUUUACUCAGCCAAUCGUUUCCGUAACAGAAAGCAGCUUUACGAGUUACAGCAUCAGCGUGCGCGCUGGAAAGUCAGUUUGCCAGUUACAGAAGCACGUCCCCUUUUAUUUAUUUAACCAGGUAGGCUAGUUGAGGAUAAGUUCUCAUUUACAACUGCGACUUGGCCAGGAUAAAGUAAAGCAGUUCGACACAUACAACAACACAGAGUUACAAAAACAUACAGUCAAUAAAACAGUAGAAAAAUUCUAUAUACAGUGUGUGCAAAUGAGGUAAGAUAAGGGAGGUAAGGCAAUAAAUAGGCCAUGGUGGUGAAGUAAUUACAAUAUAGCAAUGAAACACUGGAGUGAUAGAUGUGCAAAACGUGAAUGUGCAAGUAGAGAUACUGGGGUGCAAAGGAGCAAGAUAAAUCAAUAAAGUAUGGGGAUGAGGUAGUUGGAUGGGCUAUUUAUAGAUGGGCUAUGUACAGGUGCAGCGAUCUGUGAGCUGCUCUGACAGCUGGUGCUUAAAGAUAGUGAGGGAUAUAUGAGUCUCCAGCUUCAGUGAUUUUUGCAGUUCGUUCCGGUCAUUGGCAGCAGAGGACUGGAUGGAAAGGCCGCCAAAGUAGGAAUUGGCUUUGGGGGUGACCAGUGAAAUAUACCUUCUGGAGCGUGUGCUACUGAUGGGUGCUGCUAUGGUGACCAGUGAGCUGAGCUAAGGCGGGGCUUUACCUAGCAUAGACUUAUAGAUGACCUGGAGCCAGUGGGGUUGGUGACGAAUAUGAAGCGAGGGCCAGCCAACGAGAGCAUGCAGGUCGCAGUGGUGGGUGGUAUAUGGGGCUUUGGCGACAAAAUGGAUGGCACUGUGAUAGACUGCAUCCAGUUUGUUGAGUAGAGAAUUGGAUUCUAUUUUGUUAAUGACAUCGCCAAAAUCAAGGAUCGGUAGGAUGGUCAGUUUUACGAGGGUAUGUUUGGCAGUAUGAGUGAAGGAUGCUUUGUUGCGAAAUAGGAAGCCAAUUCUAGAUUUAGUUUUUGAUUGGAGAUGCUUAAUGUGAGUGGAGGGAGAGUUUACAGUCUAACCAGACACCUAGAAUAUGUGGACAACUACAAAUACCGAAGUCAGAACCGUCCAGGGUAGUGAUGUUGGAUGGGCAGGCACGAUAACGAAGCUGUAACGUUAGGUGAGAAGCCUGACCACGGAGAUAGGGGUGAGAAAGUGAUGAAGCAUACUUCAUGAGCUAUAACUGAAAAAGUACUGGCAUUUGGAAAGUUUGAGGUGAGGGAGAAAGUGUGGUGGAACAAGUAUUAGCAUUAAGUAUUUUGCUAGCUGGAUCGAAUUCUCUGCUAUCCAGAGAAACGUUGAGCAGCAUUAUCAGAUCAAAUAAUUGAGUGUAUGGUGUGAAAAUGAGCUUGCUAAUAAAAUCAGACCGCUAACGUCAGCUAGCUAAAGUUACAACAUCAGAUGAGCUAACAUUAGUAACCUAACCAAUUCGCUAUAGUAUUAACUGGUAUACGACUCCUUGCCGUUCCUCAAUUUAUAACCUGUUAGAUUGCCAGGGUCCAGUAAGCAACUAUGUGAAAUGUUAACUCGCUAACAAACUAACCACUAUGCUAACUAAUGUUUUCCCUGUACAGUAUGUGGUUAAUUUUCAGAGUGAGAGAAUUAGGUGAAAAUGAGGCAUUGCUUGUUAAACAAGUGGAUUCAGGGAUCAAGUGUAGUUGGAGAUGGGCCUGGCUUAAACUGGAUGCCACUAUAGAGGUGAAAGGAACACCACACACUUUCCCUCUUUCUCACUUUUGCUGAUGUCCACAGACAGAAAGUGUACAAUGUAAUAAUCUGCACUGUAGCCCAAAUAUAUUGUUUUUGUUGUGUUGAACUUGACAGGAACACGUGAGUGAGGGGGGGAUUCUAUAUAUUUUUUACUCAGUGAAAGUUAUUUUUGCCAAUAUAGCCUUGUGCACUUGAUCGAUGUCUACUAUAGUGGCCACUAUAAUAGAGCAAAAAUAUAAUGCCUGUUUGUUUCAUUCUAUUUCUACUUUAAGAUGUUUUUUCCCAAGUGCAAUAUUUGUGUGUGGUCACAAACGUUCUAUUAUAAAGGCUGGCAUGGCUAACAGUAAAGUCUAGGUAACAAAUGACAUUGGAUUGCUUGCUUUACAUUUUUUAGCUGUGAGUCAAGUUCACAUGAACCACUUUUUAUUUUACACAUAGAGACUGAUCAUGUAGAUCAUAUUCUUUGUUGUUUAAUUAGUUAAAGCCUGCAUUUCCCCCUAACAGGGAUUUUUUUUGCAUGUUUCAGUGCAAAAAAAGUGUCACCUUUUUGGGCCCUCAGCAGUUGCAUCCCUGUUAAUGACGAUCGGAAAAUGUCAUCACACAUUUUGGUGUUUUGUGUAACAGAUGUCUCUUUCCAUUCACCACUGUUUGGAGGCUGUAAAUAUUUUGCGAGUGGAUGAAUGUCCGUGGGUAGAGACACAUUAUUAUAAAUGUUUAUAUACAGUUGAAGUCGGAAGUUUACAUACACUUAGGUUGGAGUCAUUAAAACAAUUUUUUUAACCACUCCAAAAAUUUCUUGUUAACAAACUAUAGUUUUGGCAAGUCGGUUAGGACAUCUACUUUGUGUAUGACACAAGUCAUUUUUCCAACAAUUGUUUACAGACAGAUUAUUUCACUUAUAAUUCACUGUAUCACAAUUCCAGUGGGUCAGAAGUUUACAUACACUAACUUUGUGCCUUUAAACAGCUUGGAAAAUUCCAGUAAAUUAUGUCAUGGCUUUAGUAGCUUCUGAUAGGCUAAUUGACAUAAUUUGAGUCAAUUGUAGGUGUACCUGUUGAUGUAUUUCAAGGCCUACCUUCAAACUCAGUGCCUCUUUGCUUGACAUCAUGGGAAAAUCAAAAGAAAUCAGCCAAGACUUCAGGAAAAAUAAUUGUAGACCUCCACAAGUCUGGUUCAUCCUUGGGAGCCAUUUCCAAAUGCCUGAAGGUACCACGUGUACUGUUGUUUGUACAGAUGGACAAGUAUAAACACCAUGGGACCACGCAGACGUCAUACCGCUCAGGAAGGAGAUGCGUUCUGUCUCCUGGAGAUGAACAUACUUUGGUGCGAAAAGUGCAAAUCAGUUACAGAACAAGAGCAAAGGAGCUUGUGAAGAUGCUGGAGGAAACGGGUACAAAAGUAUCUAUAUCCACAGUAAAACGAGUCCUAUAUCGACAUAACCUGAAAGGCCGCUCAGCAAGGAAGAAGCCACUGCUCCAAAACCGCCAUAAAAAAGCCAGACUACGAUUUGCACCUGCACAUGGGGACAAAGAUCGUACUUUUUGGAGAAAUGUCCUCUGGUUUGAUGAAGCUAAAAUAGAACUGUUUGGCCAUAAUGACCAUUGUUAUGUUUGGAGAAAAAGGGGGACGCUUGCAAGCCGAAGAACGCCAUCCCAACCGUGAAGCACGGGGGUGGCAGCGUCAUGUUGUGUGGUGGCUUUGCUGCAGGAGGGACUGUAUUUGGGUAAGGUGUAUGUAAACUUCCGACUUCAACUGUAUCUGCCUCACUCUCAGAGAAAUAAUUUGUACUGCUUGGUUUUACACAGUCAAAUGUAACAAAUAACUACUUUUUUAUAUGUCUGAACUGUAAAGAAAUGUUCAAAUGAUACAUUUGUGAUAUUUUUGCAUAUUACCCAGCAUCCUUUUCUGCACCUGAAGUUUUGAAUUAUAUGUUGUUACUCAUAUUUAGCUAAGUCAAAUUUGAUGUUCAUUUUCCAACUGAAUAAUGUUGCACUUUUAAUUAUACUUUACACAUUUUUUGUAUGUUAACGUUUUACACUCCAGCCACAACUAUUUGUAAAUAACUGUAAAUAAAAGGUUAUUAAUUGAU